CAACCUCAAAGGAAGGGUGUUGGUUACUUAGAAAUUGCUAGUUGAAAUUUUGUUGAAGUUAUGUUGUCCUUGGGUUGCUUUUGAUGAGAAUGGUGGUUUAAUGAAUCACCCUUUACAUUAUCAUGUUGUCAGUAGUUGCAACCACUGCCUAGCAACGAAUAAAUAUGGGUGGAUAUCCAAAAAUUGCAGGCAUUGAAGUUAUUCCACUGAAACGGUGGAUUUAUAUGUACCACUCAUAGUUAAUGGGCUGAGACAGUUUAAUUGUUUAGAGGCUAUACUCGUGUAAUGCCAUUGUAGUCAAUGCCAGAUCCCCUCCUUGCCUCCAGUAAAGAAGUCUGUCUUGCGACUCAGAAAGUUCACAAACGUGUCCAGCAACUGUGGAGCGCCUUGGGGGUGAUGUUCGGCUAUAGAGAGAAACAAGGCAUCGAACUGGUCCAUUUUGCUUUCGUCGCCACUCAUUUCUUUGGAGAGUUUCCCUCAAAUUUGUUCGAGUUUAAAAAAUCUAGUUUGUAA
Molecule: messenger RNA, 513 nt
Organism: Acanthoscelides obtectus
Lineage: Eukaryota; Metazoa; Arthropoda; Insecta; Coleoptera; Chrysomelidae
Source: the annotation of a GenBank genome assembly